AUGGAAAACGUGCAAAAAGCAAACAGUGACGAGGAGGAAGAUUUCGAGAGCGCCGACGAGGGAGAAAGCCACGCUAAUGCCAAAGGACAAAGUAACUUAAGUGAGACUCAUGACGUCGAAAAUAUUAAAAAAAAUUGCAAAGACCCCACACCAGGUCAACUUGAGGUUGAAAAACCGAAUGUUGACCAGCAAAUUUUGGAUGAGAAGACCGGGAGUGAUGAGAAAAUAGUGAAAGGUGAAGGUAAUCAGAGUGAACUUAGCAGCUCAGAACCUUUACCACCACCAGCUGACCUCUCAGCCAAUCAACAAACUAUUAUUGGUGUGGAGAAGAAAGAAAAACUGAGCUCAAAUAAUGCUGCCAACAGUGAAUUCAAAGAAAGUGAAAAGGAACAACCACGAACUGACACUUCUGACCCAACUAAAGUUUCUACCGUAACUUCUGGAUGGGGCUGGGGGUCUUGGGGAGCUGUGCUGAAUCAAGCAACAAACACCAUGACGUCUGGUUUGUCUCAAGUUAUUGAAAAAGUGGAGUCAACUCUCGGUAUACCUGAACCAGGGGAGCUCAAGAUAAGGCACAUUCCAAAAAGCAAAGAAGAUGUUGUAACGGCAGAACCGAAUCACGAAGUCCCAGUUGAGGAAGUUCACUCGAAUUCUGCAGAUACCGACUCAUUCUUUUCAUCAUGGGGCCUAACUUCCUUGUCGAAUGCCUUCACCAGCAAAGGAAUCGAGUUGGUUAACGAGGGCAUUGGUGCAUUGGAAACAAUUGGCAAGAAAACGAUGGAUGUCAUAUCAGAAGGUGAUCCUGGAUUUCGAGCAAAAAGGGAUGUGUUUAGAAAGCCAUCAUUAUCUCAGGUUUUGCGUGAAGCGAAAGAGGAAGAUGCAAAGCAAGCUGCAGAGAAAAGAACCAAAGAUAUUUUGAAAAAAGUGAAUUUCAGUGACGAGUUUGAUCGCUUUCAAGGUCUUGCUCAUCUCGAGGCACUUGAAAUCCUUUCACGGGAAUGUGAGGCCAAAGUUGAAUCCGCUUUGAUGGAUGUAUUUGAAGACGAGUUAGGGAUUGCAAAAGAUAAGCUUCGGGCCAUUGAAGAAGUGUUCAAUAAAGCGUGCAAUGCGCAUGACCAAGACAAUCAAGAUAACGAUGACUCUGUAAAAGACGAUUUUGCUGUUCAGAUUGGUAAAUGCUCAAUGUGUCUGAAACUAUCGUAUGUACCAAACAAAUUGAACAAAACCGAAGAAUCGGUCACGAAGUGGAUCGAGGAAUGCGCCAAAGAUCAGAAGGAGUCUGAGGCGAGUCGUACCUCAAAUGAAAUCUUCUCGCAUUUCGUAAGAAGCUUUGCGGAUGUUACAGCAAAAUCGAUUGAAAUGUACAGAAAAAUUGCUGAAAUGAUCCUUAUGGCGGAUGAGAAGAGAGAGGAGGAGGUUGUAUCAGCCGAAGAGCGUGCGAAGACCUUGCACCGUAUCACAGAAGUAGUAAUUGAUCGCAUGUCGAGUUUAUCAUCGAGUUAUGCGCAAACACUGAAUUCGGCUGCCGAUGUAACAAUGGAGGAAGGUGACAAUAUUACACCGUUGAUCACCGAGGUUUAUCUUGAGUGUUCAAAUAGUUCGUCGCUUGUACAGGACGCAUUCAAACUUCUCCUGCCUAUUUUGGAGGUAUCUGCUCUGAAUCAUAUGAGCGCAAGCUCUGGGAAAUAAGGAACUCAUCAAUGCCGAAAUUUUAGUCUUUUUUGGCUUAUUAGCAUAAAUAUCAAAAUGCAUCUGAGCAAUUUCAUACAUGUGGGAAAAUUUAUUAAGUAAAUUAUGGGCUUCUGUUUGUACUAAGCAUAAAUUUCGGACUUAUGCUCCAUUCAAAUACAUAAAAUUUAGUAUAUUGUACUGGAAGAUCAGGGGCAUUAAUAGUCAGAUUGUGUUAAAGUAGAUAACACGUUGAACAGUGGGAAUGUCUGGCGGCUUACAUAAACAUCUACAAAAACACUUGAAAUGUCUUCUAUUUCAUAUUAUAUUAUAAAGAAUUAUAUCGUGAUAUUAUUGUCAA
Molecule: messenger RNA, 2029 nt
Organism: Xenia sp. Carnegie-2017
Lineage: Eukaryota; Metazoa; Cnidaria; Anthozoa; Malacalcyonacea; Xeniidae
Product: protein FAM114A2-like
Source: RefSeq, a predicted model, not a curated record